Molecule: messenger RNA, 1320 nt
Organism: Panicum virgatum (switchgrass)
Lineage: Eukaryota; Viridiplantae; Streptophyta; Magnoliopsida; Poales; Poaceae
Exons: 1
Coding region: 283-1014 (243 amino acids)
Source: RefSeq, a predicted model, not a curated record
GCGCCUUUCCACAUUUAUUCCUCCGCCGCACGGCACCACCACUCAGUACCCCCGCGGAUCCUCGUCAACGCUCCCGGGUCAGGUGCAGCCACAGAUCUACGCAUAUAUCCGCGCCCGCUUAUACACGCACCGCGGCUCCCUCGUUUCAUUUUUUUUUUCUAUUCUUCACCGGCUGCCCCCUUCCCCACUCGAACCUCCUCCUCCUCCGGUAUAUGCUUUUCCUCCCGUGCCUUCCCUUCCUUCGCCGCAAAGUUUCCUAUUGAGAGAGAAAAUCAGGGGAAGAUGAAGCUGGUGUGGUGUCCGGAGAUGGCGUCCAAGGCCUACAUCGAUGGCGUCAGGGCGCUCGCCGGCCUCAAUGACCUGGCCGGGUCGGCGGAGGUGGCCGAGCUCGUCGCCGCCAUGGCCGGCGGUUGGAACGCGCAGCUCGUCGUCGAGGCGCCGGACGUGUCGGCGCAGCCGUCCAACGCGUCUUCCCUGCCGCCCGCCACGAGCCUCGCGCUCGCCGCAGCCGCGCGGCGCACGGGCGGGCGCUACGCCAGCGUGCUCCCGGACCCGGAGGGUGACUCCGCGUCCGCGGUCUACGCCGGCAUCGUUGGCCCGCAGGAGGAUGAGGACGCCGGAGCGGAGUCACCCACGGUUGUCGCGGGCAGCGACGCGGAAGAGGCGAUGGCGCGGCUCGAGGGCGUGGACCUGCUGGUGAUCGACGCGCGGCGGCAGGAUGAAGCCGCCGUGCUGCGGGCGGCCAGACCCGGAGAGAAGGGCAUGGUCGUGGUACGCCACGGCCACGGUAGGCGGCGCGGCGCCACGGCGCUGGCCGCCGCGACGUCCAUGGCGGCUGGGACCAGGCUCGUGCGCUCCGUCUACCUGCCCAUCGGCAAGGGCGUCGAGGUCCUGCACGUCGGCGUCGGAAAGGGGCCUAGUCUGCAUGGCCGGGGCGGCCGCAGAGCGACCGGCCGUUGGAUCCGGCACGUCAACCACAACACGGGCGAGGAGCAUGUCUUCCGGCGGCAGUAGUUGAUCCGUGCUUCGAUCGAUCGAUCGAUCUGCAUGCGGCACCGUCUAGGUGCCUCAAAGUCAACAAAAAGUUCGCUAUACAAAAGGCAAUGGGUGUUUUUGUUAGAUUCGUUGAAUCUGCCCGAGAUAGUGAUUCGCAUGUCAAAAAAAAAAGAUGGGUGAAAGCUGAAAAGUGUGACGAGUCAUGAUGUGAAUAGCUAGUACCUUCUUGAUUAGCUCCUUAAUUUGUGAAUGCUUUAAACCCGUACUAUUCCUUGGCUGUUCCAAAAUUUCUUUUCAAAUAGAUCCUCACACUGCUUUUGUUUU